Molecule: messenger RNA, 2109 nt
Organism: Achroia grisella
Lineage: Eukaryota; Metazoa; Arthropoda; Insecta; Lepidoptera; Pyralidae
Exons: 8
Coding region: 333-2060 (575 amino acids)
Molecular function (GO): protein binding; zinc ion binding
Source: RefSeq, a predicted model, not a curated record
ACGCCAAUUAAAUUUUUAACAUCCAUCAUCAGUCAACAAAAAAAAAAUAAUCUCUGUUCUGUCACGAAGAAUUUCUUUCUGUGUAAUAUUAUUUUUGUUGCUGUUAGUAAUAGAUUCAUUAAAUUUUAUUUGUUUUGCUUUAUUGUGACCACAAAACAACUGCAAUAAAUAUGUUCGAUAUCGGUAUAUAAUUGACGACACAACUUUAUUUACUUCGUCAUCGUGUGAUUGUCCUCGGUGCUUGUCUGUAACAUCCUAGUUUAGUAUAUAAAUUUACAUUUAGUGAAGUGAGAUGCUGGUCAGGUAGUAAAUUAUAGUGUACCGCGUGUGAAAUGUCACAACAUGGAUGCCCAGAGAGACUGUCCAAUAGAUCCAAAGGUUUCGAGGACGAGGGUCCGAGUCAGCCCACAAUGGAAGUGUUGGUGGAGACUCUCACGGGGACCGCUUUUGAAAUGACAGUGUCGCCGUCCGACACUAUAUUUGCCAUUAAAUCCAAGAUAUUUCGCGUGGAAGGUAUUCCAGUGUCCCAACAGCACAUACUGUACAAUUUGAAGGAGCUGGACGAUGCGUCGUCGCUGCGGGAGCAUGCCAUAUCGGACGGGGCGAGACUGCGGCUCGUACUGGGCAUGCGCGGCGGGCCUAUAUCCUCGAGACGACUGCCGCCGCCACCCAACUCGGAGCCCUGGCGAGACAUCGAGAGACUGCUCGAUAGCAACAGAGAAGAGCCUGAGUGGUCAAAUGGCACCGGGUGCAAGGUGACCGUGCUGGUGUUCCGCGAAGGCGGUCGCGUGAAUCUGCUGCGGGUGCGGGAGAACCACGACGGGACCUACUCGCCCCUCGACAACAAAUACUCAUCAUCAGUGACGCUGGUGGAGCAGGAGUUGGAUGAUGGGUUGUCGGGGUCGCUGCACGAGAAUGAGGUCACGAUGGGCAAGAUGCUGGACCUGCGCCGGCGCAUGGAGAACUUGUCCAUACAGCGCCGCCGUACAGACACAACUGGUAACAAACCAGAAAUACAGAAGACUCGAAGCGAAGAAACCUUAUCCGUCCCUAGUUUAUUAGACGAGGCCACCGUUGAGCCGUUCAAGAAUCGAACCUACACCCCGUACGAGGAGGAGACGUUCGCGCCACUGUACGAUGGGAACUACACAAGAUACGAUUACGAUUGUUCAUUUGCGGACCGGUACACGCUGCUCCCCCCUAUUGGCACUAGGACUGAUUCUGAUCAGUCAGUACAAGAGGCGGAGGAGAGGUCGCGUGUGGCGCUGUCGGAGGCGCUGGCCGGCUCCGUGCUGGUGCAGCGCCGGCCGCCGCUCGCCGCCGCGCCCGCGCUGCCCGCCGCCGACUACGGACCCCUGGUAGGCGGGGAACCUAGCGGCUGGCGCGCGGCAGGGUUCGGGUCCAGCUCGCAGCUGGCGCCGCACUCUCACUCCGCGUCGUCGCUGCAGACGCUGCAGUCUCUACAAUCGCUACAGUCGCUGCAAACUCUGCGAGCUGCACCGGCGCCGAGACAUCAUCCGCCGCUCUCCGACGCUCUCUUCUCCUCGUCCACGUCCGAUUUGGAGAAGCUCAAGCGGAAUAGAAUUCUACCAACACUGAGCCGCCACCGGAACCGGGAGCACCUGCACCUCAGCGACGAGGGCCUGCACCUGGUGGCCCGCGCCGACCGACCCGACCGGCCCAGGAACCUCGAGGUCGGCAGCGAGCGCCGCCAGCGACGCAUACAGAAGAUUGCCGAGAUGGACUCGGAGCGGCUCCACCGCCUGCGGGACGACGAGCCCCGCCCGGAGCCCCGGCCGGAGCCCGGCCCGGAGCCCGGCCCGGAGCCCGGCCCGGGCGACCACCGGGACCACGAGAAGAAGCCGCGCCUGCGCUGCGGGCUGUGCCGGAAGCGGCUCAGCAUCGCCACCGAGCACCGCUGCCGCUGCGGCGCGGCGUACUGCGCCCCGCACCGGUACGCGGAGGUGCACGGCUGCGCGUACGACUACAAGGCCGCCGCCGCGCGCUGCCUGGCGCGAGCCAACCCGCUCGUCAGCGCGCCCAAGCUGCCCAAGAUAUAACGCCCUCCGCUGCAGACCACUAGCCAGCGCGACCCAGAUACAACGCCCC